AUGGAUACCAAUGUCUUGGUGAUUCGAGAUCUUCCAAAUACCAACGCAGAUCCGCCUGCUCAUUCAAUAAAAGCCGUCGUCACCUCGCCCGAUGAGGAAGUGCAAGUCGACCCCGAUGGAGACCUCAUUCUCCGCGCCGGCUCACAGACUGGGGAGGCCGAAAGGUCUUUCCGAGUCUGCGCCAGCGCCUUGAGGAGGUCCAGUCAGGUCUGGAAGAAGAUGCUCUUCGGGCCGUUCAAGGAAUCGAAACCGGCCUUUGGUGUCUGGGAAGUCAGUUUACCGGAGGACAAUCCGGUGGCUUUGGGAAUCUUGUUGCACAUCGUGCACGCAAACUUCCCUCUGGUGCCGCAUAAGCCAAAUUUGAAAGAGCUUUACGAGGUGUUCCGGUUGGCCAACAAGUACGACAUGAUCAUGGCUCUUAAGCCGUGGGCCGCGGCGUGGCUAGAAGUUGCGGAGAGCUUUUCGGAAACGACUGAUGGGAAGGAGAUGGCUACGCUGGCUUAUAUUGCGUGGGAGCUGGGUCAGAUCGAGUUGCAGCGGAAGAUGAUGAAGGAGCUGGUCCUGAACUGCUCAGUUGAUAAGGAAGGACGAAUGACUACCGCCGAUGGAGUUCUGCUGGAUGAUUUCGAUCCCAUCGGACCGCCUGGCCUACUUGGUUAG
Messenger RNA from Colletotrichum karsti, 660 nucleotides. Its product is annotated as nuclear pore protein-like protein. The transcript has a single exon. The coding region runs from base 1 to 660 and encodes 219 amino acids. The record is from RefSeq and is a predicted model, not a curated record. NCBI's taxonomy places the organism in Eukaryota, Fungi, Ascomycota, Sordariomycetes, Glomerellales, Glomerellaceae.